AUGUAUAUGAUGCAUCGUUUAGACCAAGGAGGACAAACGUAUUCAUCUGACAAACAAACGGCUCUUGAAGAUCGUUAUUAUAAUAAUCAAAGUUUUCAAGAUGAUUUUCCGAUUGAUGAUCCGAAUGUAAACAGUGCGGCAACAAAAAUUCAAGCCCAAUUUCGUGGACAUAAAGCAAGACGAGAUUUAGAAAAAAUAAAACGAGAACAUCAACAAUCAAUGGAUUCUGAUCAACAUGAAACAUCUUUUGAUCACGAAGAAUUAACAACAGAGAACAAUGAAUAUCAAAAAUCAUCACCUUUAGAAAGUCCACGUUUAAAACAAGAAAAUCAAUAUAAAGAAAGUAUUGAUGAUGAAGAACUUACAGAAGAAGAAAAAUUCAAACUAGAACGUGCUGCAAUAUCUAUUCAAGCACAAUUUCGUGGUUUUCAAGUUCGAAAACAUCUACGAGACACAUUUGAUGAAACAGAUGAACAAAGUCAACAUUUUCAACAAGAACAACAGGAAUUUGACAAUGAUCAUGACAAAACAUCCGUACUAUCACCAACGCAUUCUAGUGAUCAUCGUGAUCUUGGUGAAAACCUCAGAUUACAUGACGAGAUUGAAAUGGGUAAAAACGACGAUAUUGAUCGACCACAUCUUGAACGUGAACCAACACAAUUAAGUGACGAUUUUGAACGACAUACAGACGUAUUACGUGAUAUAAAUCAUAAUCAAGAACAAUUAUUUAACGACGAAGACGAUAUGAGUGAUUCAAAUCUUGAUAAAGCAGCUACACGUAUUCAAGCAUCAUAUCGUGGUUAUAAAACUCGAAAAGAAUUAGGUUCUGUUGGUGGUCAUUCACCCAGUAGUCAUGAUCAACAGCAUUCAUCGUCAAGUUCUUCACCAACACAUAAAGAAUAUGACAAUGGUCUUUUAUCACCAUCAGCUGAAGGUAAUAAAGUACCAGCACAUGAAGAUCAUGAUGAUAAUGCAGCUGCUGUUAAAAUACAAGCAGCUUAUCGUGGCUAUCGAGUUAGAAAAGAUUUGGAAAAAUAA
Molecule: messenger RNA, 1038 nt
Organism: Rotaria sp. Silwood1
Lineage: Eukaryota; Metazoa; Rotifera; Eurotatoria; Philodinida; Philodinidae
Source: the annotation of a GenBank genome assembly